Acipenser ruthenus (sterlet) is the source of this 2690-nucleotide messenger RNA. Its product is annotated as dipeptidase 2. NCBI's taxonomy places the organism in Eukaryota, Metazoa, Chordata, Actinopteri, Acipenseriformes, Acipenseridae. Gene Ontology annotation, molecular function: metallodipeptidase activity. The record is from RefSeq and is a predicted model, not a curated record. The transcript is spliced from 13 exons. Gene Ontology annotation, biological process: proteolysis. The coding region runs from base 517 to 1797 and encodes 426 amino acids.
AAAACGGAUAAAAAGAUCCAGAUAAAAGUAAUCUCGAUCAAAAAAUAUAAGCUUACAAAACUCGGAUCACUUUUAUCCAGAUUACAGCAUAAGUAUAUUUCUUAUGUGGAACGACGCCAGUUUUCCGUAGUAAGAAACCAUGUUUUUAAUUUAUGUAAAACCCUGGGUGGAGCAACUGCAAGCGUCUGUAUUCAAGCUUUUUUUUCCAGCUGGGUUUAGUUGUGGAAGAUCAUCACAAGCGUACAGAACGUCAGAACGACAGAGUGGACCAGUGGUUAAAGAAAAGAGCUUGUAACCAGAAGGUCCUCGGUUCAAAUCCCGGCUCAGCCACUGACUCAUUGUGUGACCCUGAGCAAGUCACUUAACCUCCUUGUGCUCCAUCUUUCGGUCUUUCCAAGGAAUGGGGAUUCGGUUACAUUGAAACUGUGAACUCCAUUUUCAGCACUAGUCAGUAAGUGACUGGAGGCAGGCUUCUAGCACCCAGGCAGACUUGCAGAGGUCCUCACUUCUCUCUCCAUGUUGCUCCGGAAUCCCCUUCAGUCACUGUGGACUGCAUGGCAAUCUCAGGGAUGCACAGUGACAUCACUCCUCGUUAUCGUGCUUCUACCAUGGUCUUCAAGCACCAGCGUGGAACAAAAGACCUUGGAUUUAAUGAGGAGAGAGCCUCUUAUUGAUGGACACAACGACCUUGCCCUGCAAUUGCGAAUCAACUACAACAACAGGCUGAGCACCAUUAACUUACACAACCUCUCAAAAACCCACACUGACAUUGAGAGACUGAAAGCAGGGCAUGUGGGAGCACAGAUGUGGUCAGCCUAUGUGAUGUGCAGCGCUCAGGACAAGGACGCGGUGAGGUUGACUCUGGAGCAGAUUGAUGUGAUCAAACGCAUGUGCAGCAACUAUGAGGAGCUGGAGCUGGUCACCUCUUCCACAGCCGUCAGGGAAACAAAGAAGAUUGGUUGCCUCAUUGCAAUAGAAGGAGGCCACUCCAUUGACAGCAGCCUGCCAGCCCUCCGCAUGUUCUAUGACCUGGGUGUUCGCUCUCUUGCUUUAACCCACACGUGCAACACUCCAUGGGCAGAAACAUCAUCCAGCAUUCACAGGGUUCACCAGAGGGAUAUCAGCUUGACUGAAUUUGGCAAGGAGGUUGUAAAGGAGAUGAAUCGUCUGGGGAUGAUGAUUGACCUGUCCCACUCCUCCGUGUCCACAGCCAGAGCCGUGCUCCUCAUCUCCCGGGCGCCUGUCAUCUUCAGCCACUCUUCCGCCUCCGCUGUCUGCAACAACCCCAGAAAUGUGCCCGAUGACCUGCUGCAGCUGCUGAAAAAGAACAGAGGCAUUGUGAUGGUGAACCUGUACAACAGGUUUGUGGCCUGUGGGAAGAAAGCGAACAUCGCCACAGUAGCAGAUCAUUUCGACCACAUCAAGAAGAUUGCUGGUUCGGAAUCAAUAGGAAUCGGGGGUGAUUAUGAUGGAGCUAGGGGGUUUCCAGAAGGCCUUGAAGACGUUUCAAAGUACCCUGCUUUGAUCCAAGAGCUUCUGCAAAGGGACUGGACUGAGCACGAACUGGCCGGAGUUCUGAGAGGCAACUUCCUCCGUGUGUUUGAACAAGUGGAACGCGUGAGAGAUGAGCUUCAAGCAGAGCCAGCAAGUGAAAAGGAGAUUUCACUGAAAGAAGUAGACAACCCAUGUCGUUCAAACCUCAGGACAUUACUCCCCAGCUCCGGCUCUCUCGGCAGACAUCACCCUUCUGCUUCUUUACCUCUUCCUUUCUUAUUGUUUCUUCUUAUUGUUUUUUGAGAGAUUAGUCCUGUUGUAAUAUGUUGUUUGUUUGCACAAAAAAAUCUGGGAAGUGAAUGAGGUGGUGAUUUCUUUUUGUUUACGUAUGUCUUUUAUUAUUGGAAAUGCAUUCAUAUAUUCAUAAAUAUACUAUUUCUUUGCAAGACAGAAGUCUAUUGCAAAUGUAACAAGGGCUCAUUGGAAGAACGUAUUGGAUUUUAAACCCCCUUCACCUGUGUCAAUGAGAAUGAUUAGCUUGGAAUGUUACUUCUAAAAAGUGCCUUCCCAUUGGUCUUAUGUUGCUUCAAUAGUGAGAUGUAUUCAAUAAACUUGCCUUGUAUUGUAUAUAAAACAAAUUGUUUUGAGGGGAAAAAAAAGACUAAAACAAUUGUCUAUAAUGCUUUAUUGGAAAAAAAGAAUCUGCUUGUUUUUCUAUAUUUGGUGCAAUUAAAGUAAAAGCCUAUCCAAGUCAACAAUAAUGUAACUUAAGUUCUAGAAUUAAAAGCUGUAGAUAUAAAAGCAGACUUCAGUUCUAUCUUGGCUGAAUGGACAAUACGUUAUACUCUACAGAAGUCACAUACUGACUAAACCAAGCAUUACCUGGAAAUGCUAUCCACACUCACACUCAUUCCAACACACUCACUCACUCACUCACUCAUGCCUGCUGAAACACACACUGAUGUUCCAGAUCAUCUCUGCUCAUUACCAAGACAACUGGUAUUUUAUACAACUUUGUUUUGGGAGUUUUUAGCAAAUAAAUAAUAAAAUAAAUCAGAUAUUUUGUAGCUUGCAGAAAGGCGGCAAACCCUGUCUUAACAAUUUAGCCUCUUGGUUAUCAUAACAACCCAUGAUUAUUAUGAAAACAUCAAACUGGUCUUUUCUAAUAAAACUGUUACAAAAAAAACAAAGAAAAA